Messenger RNA from Nicotiana tabacum (common tobacco), 2342 nucleotides. RefSeq names its product sulfhydryl oxidase 2. Gene Ontology annotation, biological process: protein folding. Gene Ontology annotation, cellular component: Golgi membrane. The record is from RefSeq and is a predicted model, not a curated record. Gene Ontology annotation, molecular function: flavin-dependent sulfhydryl oxidase activity; protein disulfide isomerase activity. Lineage: Eukaryota; Viridiplantae; Streptophyta; Magnoliopsida; Solanales; Solanaceae.
ACAAAUCAAAUUAUUUUUUUUUAACAGGGCAAAGGACAGUGGAGUUAGGUAAUCUGUCCCUCUGUUCUAACGAAAUCUGAAAAGGAGCAUUUUCUUUAAGGCAAUUACCAAAAUCAGAUCGAAGUCUUCCCUUAUAAAACUUCAAAACUCAUAUUUGACCCUCUUUUCCCCUUCCGCCAUCCAUUUUCUACAUACAUACUCGGGUCAACAAAAACUCACAUACACCCUUUUUUACCUUUACUGAAAUCUUGGUCAUGUCUUGGUCAAUAUUUAUGCUCUUUUUGGCUACAUUUAUAUCAAGCUUAGAACAAUCGGUUUCUAUUUCAGCUGGAUCUCAGCGUGCAAUUCUUAGGGCAAUUAGCAAUAAUCAAGAUGGUGAAAAACCUGAUUUUGGUGUUGAAUUGAAUGCCACCAACUUUGAUACAGUGCUCAAAGACACUCCUGCCCCUUAUGCUAUUGUUGAAUUCUUUGCUCACUGGUGCCCUGCUUGCAGAAAUUACAAGCCACAUUAUGAAAAGGUUGCAAGACUCUUCAAUGGGGCAGAUGCCAGUCAUCCAGGAAUCAUAUUAAUGACAAGGGUAGACUGUGCAUUGACGAUAAAUUCUAAUCUUUGUGAUAAGUUCUCUGUGAAGCAUUACCCGAUGCUUCUAUGGGGCCCUCCUAAGAAGUUUGUUGGUAGUGGUUGGGAUCCAAAACAAGAAAAUAGUGAAAUACGCUCCAUUGAAAAUGGACGCACAGCUGAUAUCUUGCUAGGCUGGAUCAACAAACAACUGGGAAGCUCAUAUGGCUUUGAUGAUGGGAAGUAUGAGAAUGAGCAUCUUCAGAAGAACUUUUCGGAUCCUGCCCAGAUUGCCACAGCUAUAUAUGACGUUGAGGAGGCAACAUCUACUGCCUUUGGCAUCAUUCUAGACCAUAAAAUGAUUAGAUCAGGGACACGGGCAUCACUUAUAAAAUUCCUUCAACUUUUGGUGGCUCAUCAUCCUUCUAAGAGGUGCCGGAAGGGAAGUGCAGAUAUAUUGGUUGACUUUGAUAAUCUAUGUCCGUCAGAGAUAUUGUCAGUGAAUAAUGAGGAGGCUGACAGUUGUAGCAAAAAGGGUGCACUGGGAAAUUACCAAAUUUGUGGAAAAGAGGUUCCUCGUGGAUAUUGGAUGUAUUGUCGUGGAAGCAAGAACGAUACCAGAGGUUUCAGUUGCGGUUUAUGGGUGUUGUUACACUCACUCUCUAUCAGAGUUGAGGAUGGAGAAAGUAACAUGGCAUUUAGAACUACAUGUGAUUUUAUACACAACUUUUUUAUCUGUGAGGAAUGUAGGCAACACUUUUAUGACAUGUGUUCAAGCGUACCUAAUCCAUUCAAGAAAGCGCGUGAUUAUGCCCUUUGGUUAUGGAGAGCUCACAACAAAGUUAAUGAGAGACUAAAGAAAGAUGAAGCAUCACUAGGAACAGGUGAUCCUGAAUUUCCAAAAGUUAUUUGGCCUUCAAAACAGCUUUGUCCGUCGUGCUAUCUUAACCCAGGUGAAAAGAGCAAAGAAAAUAGUAAGAUCGAAUGGAAUGAGGAUGAGGUCUUUAAGUUUCUGGUUAGUUACUAUGGGAAAGAGCUAGUGAAUCUCUACAAGGAGAAAGAACUGCAAGCAGUUGGUGGGACUGAGAAAACAGUUAAUGAAGAGUUGGUGGCCUCAACAAAUGCAGUGGUGGUUCCACUUGGAGCUGCAUUGGCAAUCGCAGUUGCUAGCUGUGCAUUUGGAGCGCUCGCUUGCUUUUGGCGUUCUCAGCAAAAGAAUCGGAAGUAUAAAUAUCUACACUCUUUGAAGAAUAUAUGACUAUUAGUAAUGACAUCACUCAAGUAGAACAAGAAGAAGCUGGAACUGAGUGUGUUAAACGGGAUAGAUCUACACAUGCAUGUAUGUAUAAUUCAGAAGCAAGUCAAACGAUGCUCGGGAUAGAAAACAAGUUGAGAGGAUUCUAAACUGGCUCUCCACUGCUAGAGAUUUUUCAUACAUCUUUUUCAUGUACCAGUUCUCCUAUUUUUCACAAAUGGAGUGUACAGAUUUACGUUUAAAUUGUAACCGAGCAAGAUGUUAUUUUGAGAGCCUGCAGUUUUCUGCCCCAGCUAUUCUUUCCAUUUGGUCUUGGAUUCUUGAUUUUACUAGUGGAGAAACAUUUGUAACAGUAUAAAAUGUGCUAGUCUCCUGCAGAAAGUGGUGGAUCUAGAGUUUAAAUGUUACGGGUUCUGAGUUGAGAUAGUAGGUUCUGAAAUGUAUAUCUAACUCUAUAUAUUCUUGUUUUUCUCUUUGAAUGAUUACAAAAUGUAAACUAUAGUGGGCAUAUCUUGCAUUUCAUCCUUC